Odobenus rosmarus divergens (Pacific walrus) is the source of this 2312-nucleotide messenger RNA. RefSeq names its product ATP-binding cassette, sub-family G (WHITE), member 1 (gene ABCG1). Gene Ontology annotation, biological process: transmembrane transport; cholesterol homeostasis. Bases 104 to 2140 code for a protein of 678 amino acids. The transcript is spliced from 15 exons. Gene Ontology annotation, cellular component: plasma membrane. Gene Ontology annotation, molecular function: ATP hydrolysis activity; ABC-type sterol transporter activity; ATP binding. The record is from RefSeq and is a predicted model, not a curated record. NCBI's taxonomy places the organism in Eukaryota, Metazoa, Chordata, Mammalia, Carnivora, Odobenidae.
CAGCCCAGCCUGGAGCGAGCGCAGCCUCGUGCCCGCCGCCCGUGCCCGCUGCCGCCGCCGCCCGUGCCCGCCGCCCGCCGCCCGUGCCCGCCGCCCCCGGGGCAUGGCCUGUCUGAUGGCAGCUUUCUCAGUCGGCACCGCCAUGAAUACCAGCAGUUACUCCACAGCCAUGACAGAGCCCAAGUCCGUGUGCGUCUCGGUGGAUGAGGUGGUCUCCGGCCACACGGAAGCCUCCGAGACGGACCUGCUGAACGGACAUCUGAAAAAGGUGGACAACAACCUCACGGAGGCCCAGCGCUUUUCUUCCCUGCCGCGCAGGGCAGCCGUGAACAUCGAGUUCAAGGACCUCUCCUACUCAGUCCCGGAAGGACCCUGGUGGAGGAAGAAAGGCUACAAGACCCUCCUGAAAGGGAUUUCCGGGAAGUUCAACAGCGGGGAGCUGGUGGCCAUCAUGGGGCCCUCUGGGGCUGGGAAGUCCACGCUCAUGAACAUUCUGGCUGGGUACAGGGAGACAGGCAUGAAGGGCGCCAUCCUCAUCAACGGCCUGCCCCGGGACCUGCGCUGCUUCCGGAAGGUGUCCUGUUACAUCAUGCAGGACGACAUGCUUCUGCCACACCUCACGGUGCAGGAGGCCAUGAUGGUGUCCGCACAUCUGAAGCUCCAGGAGAAGGACGAAGGCAGGAGGGAGAUGGUCAAAGAGAUCCUGACGGCUCUGGGCUUGUUGUCUUGUGCCAACACACGGACUGGGAGCCUCUCGGGCGGCCAGCGGAAGCGCCUGGCCAUCGCCCUGGAGCUGGUGAACAACCCCCCCGUCAUGUUCUUUGAUGAGCCCACCAGUGGGCUGGACAGUGCCUCCUGCUUCCAGGUGGUCUCCCUGAUGAAAGGGCUGGCUCAAGGAGGGAGGUCCAUCAUCUGUACCAUCCACCAGCCCAGUGCCAAGCUCUUCGAACUCUUCGACCAGCUUUAUGUCCUCAGUCAAGGACAAUGUGUGUACCGGGGAAAAGUCUCAAAUCUUGUACCGUAUUUGAGGGAUUUAGGUCUGAACUGCCCAACCUACCACAACCCAGCUGAUUUUGUCAUGGAGGUCGCGUCCGGUGAAUACGGCGAUCAGAACGGCCGCCUGGUGAGAGCCGUCCGGGAGGGCAUGUGUGACUCCGACCACAGGAGAGAGCCUGGGGGGGAUGCCGAGGUGAACCCUUUUCUUUGGCACCGGCCCUCUGAAGAGGUAAAGCAGGCAAAACGAUUGAAGGGGUGGAGAAAGGACUCCACCUCCAUGGAGGGCUGCCACAGCUUCUCAGCCAGCUGCCUCACCCAGUUCUGCAUCCUCUUCAAACGGACUUUCCUCAGUAUCAUGAGGGAUUCGGUCCUGACGCACCUGCGGAUCACAUCUCACAUUGGAAUCGGCCUCCUUAUCGGCCUCCUGUACCUGGGGAUUGGGAACGAAGCCAAGAAGGUCCUGAGUAACUCUGGCUUCCUCUUCUUUUCCAUGCUGUUCCUCAUGUUCGCCGCCCUCAUGCCCACUGUUCUCACGUUUCCCCUGGAGAUGGGAGUAUUUCUUCGGGAACACCUGAAUUAUUGGUACAGCCUGAAGGCCUACUACCUAGCCAAGACCAUGGCCGACGUGCCUUUCCAGAUCAUGUUCCCAGUGGCCUACUGCAGCAUCGUGUACUGGAUGACGUCACAGCCGUCCGACGCCGUGAGGUUCGUGCUGUUCGCCGCGCUGGGCACCAUGACGUCCCUGGUGGCACAGUCCCUGGGUCUGCUCAUCGGAGCCGCAUCCACAUCCCUGCAGGUGGCGACCUUCGUGGGACCCGUGACGGCCAUCCCUGUGCUCCUCUUCUCGGGGUUCUUCGUCAGCUUCGACACGAUCCCGGCCUACCUGCAGUGGAUGUCGUAUAUCUCCUACGUCAGAUACGGGUUUGAAGGGGUCAUCCUGUCCAUCUACGGGCUGGACCGAGAGGACCUGCACUGUGGCAUCGAUGAGACAUGCCACUUCCAGAAGUCGGAGGCCAUCCUGAGGGAGCUGGACGUGGAGGACGCCAAGCUCUACCUGGACUUCAUCGUUCUGGGUAUUUUCUUCAUCUCCCUGCGCCUCAUCGCCUAUUUCGUCCUGAGAUACAAAAUCCGGGCAGAGAGGUAAAAACACCAGAGUGCCAGGAGACACGGACGUAGACAUCGCGGCCCAGGACCCCUUGUAGAGCCGCAGAGACCGCUGCCGCCCAGACCCCGGCAGCAUGCUCGGGCCGCGGGCAUCGUGCUGCCCGUCCGCGCCCAGCCAGCUCGGCGCCUCUCUCCAUCUCCCUUUCUGGCUU